Messenger RNA from Pyricularia pennisetigena, 1425 nucleotides. RefSeq lists its product as uncharacterized. The transcript has 2 exons. The record is from RefSeq and is a predicted model, not a curated record. Bases 1 to 1425 code for a protein of 474 amino acids. Lineage: Eukaryota; Fungi; Ascomycota; Sordariomycetes; Magnaporthales; Pyriculariaceae.
AUGGCUUCGCCUGCCGACACGAAGCCUGUGGCGGCGGCUGCGGACGACACGCUUACGAAGGCAAACGGAGACGUUACAGUUCAACCCACAGCAGAAGCUAACAACAAGGGGACGGACGGAGUCACUGAAGUCGCCACCGGCCCGCAGAAUAACCCGACAGAAUCGCUGGCGGCCCCUCCAGCUCAGCCAGUCAAGGCGGAAAUCGGGGACGGGAACGAGCCCAAGUCGGAGGAGUCGGCGGCACUACUAAAACCAUCCACCGCCGACAAUGAAAGCCAGAAGACACCACCCCCACAGCUGGCACCGAUAGUGACGUCGGCAUUCACGACUGAGCCUGCCCAUGUCCAUCCGCCCGCGAAGACAGCAACGACCGCUGGUCAGGGUAUCGACGACGUCAACCCCCGUGACUUUGCCGGUGAGGUGCAGAGCAAUAAUGACCUACCAUCGGCCGCGACGCUGCGCAAGAUCGAGAACUAUGUCGUCCUCGACCGCCAUGGAAAGUCUCACACCUUCCGGAGUCUAUACAGCGGGCGCAACGUUGCCCGGCGGGUGCUCGUCAUCUUUGUCCGACACUUCUUCUGUGGUAACUGCCAAGAAUACCUCCGUACUCUCUCAGCCUCUAUCACCCCAGAGGCCCUGCUUGACCUGCCGAUCCCAACCUUCAUCGCUGUGAUAGGCUGCGGUGACCCGUCCUUGAUUGACAUGUACGUGAGUGAGACGGGCUGCCGCUUCCCCGUCUACUCGGAUCCGACCCGGCGCCUGUAUGACGAGCUUGGUAUGGUGCGCACCCUUGCCCUCGGCGCUCGUCCGGCCUACCAGCGCAAGUCCAUGAUCAGCAGCGUCUUUAGCAGCGUCGUCCAGGGCCUCAAGCAGAUUCCGAGCGGAAAAGCUACCAAGGCGGGAGACCAGCGCCAGAUCGGCGGCGAAUUUCUUUUCGAGCCCUUCAACGUCAUGACCCCCGCCGAUGACAUUGAGAAGCGCCUCGGCGAGCACAGGGACUACAGGGCCAGCAUGGCAGCGGCCAAGAUAUCGUCCGAAGACGCCGCGGCCGGGGAAGGAACUGGGGUGGCCGGCGGCCACAGCCCACCCAAGAAUGACGAGGAGAUCAAGGCCGCCCUGAGCCGCAGCGGCAGCAUCGCGCCGCCUGAGGCGCAGAUUCAGCAGGAAGACGAGGCCGAAGAGCCUGGCGAAGAGAAGCAUGUAACUUGGGCGCACCGCAUGCGCACGACGCGCGACCACGCCGAGAUACCCGAGCUCAUGGAGGUUCUGGGCCUCAGCGGUCAAGGCCAGCCCAUCAAGGACAAGAAGCGGUGGUCCAGGGCGCUGGAGACCCGCAAAGGCACCGGCGCGAGCCUGGCAAGCCAGAUGAGCGCGCUGUCUGUCUCGAGGAGCGGGUCCAAGGCGCAAUCGCCUGAGCGGUCAUGA